AUGGCCUUGCUCAAAUUCUGGUAUAACCGACAGGAGGCAUCAGAUCGUCAUAUUCUGAAAUUUAGUGGGUGGUGGUGCAAGGACCAAGUGAAAUCUCCUGUGAAACCUGUAGCAUCGGAUACCGAAGAGGAAUCGACCGUCAGGUCAUCUAAGGCGGAGAAAACCAAAAAGUCUUUCUCAAGAAAAACUUCUCGGGAGAAGACGGCAACAGGCCGGGUGGAUGAUGAUUUCACCGGUAGCUCGGAUGAUGAAAGAGUUCCCGAGAAAGUACCACAACGCCAGGUACAACUAAGAAAGACAAGGCAGGUGGUUGAAGAAUCAUGGGAAGAUUCGGAGGCAGACUCUAACGGUGACGAGCCUCAUACGUUUCCGGCCCAGGUGAAGCACAAGCAAAAACCACUGAUGAAACAUGCCUCGGCAGCUCGGAAGAAACGGCAGCUCGAAGACUCGUCGGAAUAUUUACAAGUUGAAGAACCUGAAGAGAAUGUGAAACCUCCGGCAAAGAAACCACAGGUGAAGCAGAAUCCUGGUCGCAAGAUUGGUCCUGCUUCUCGUACUGCUGAAAUACCGCGCCGAGAUCAGAUUCAACAGCCUCGUGGUAAAGAGGGCACCUCGUCCAUCCUGCCAAACUCUGUCGAGUCUGCCUCAGCUCCAGCCCCAUCGGGCAAGAGGCCUGCUCCUGUGCCAACACUGAAUAAGCCGGGCCCAAAUAAAAAGAGAGCUAGAGCAGAUCCGGAUGAAAUGAAUGUAGCAGAUGCAUCUCCUGCGAAACGCACCAGGAGUCAGACAAAGAAACCGGCACCAGCCAAACGAACGUGCAAAGCAACACGACAAUGA
Messenger RNA from Suillus plorans, 837 nucleotides. RefSeq lists its product as uncharacterized. The transcript has a single exon. Lineage: Eukaryota; Fungi; Basidiomycota; Agaricomycetes; Boletales; Suillaceae. The record is from RefSeq and is a predicted model, not a curated record. Bases 1 to 837 code for a protein of 278 amino acids.